Molecule: messenger RNA, 1109 nt
Organism: Cryptococcus amylolentus CBS 6039
Lineage: Eukaryota; Fungi; Basidiomycota; Tremellomycetes; Tremellales; Cryptococcaceae
Exons: 5
Coding region: 217-1032 (271 amino acids)
Cellular component (GO): cytoplasm
Molecular function (GO): aldehyde-lyase activity
Source: RefSeq, a predicted model, not a curated record
GCAGAGUCGGGCAACCACUACCGCACAGGGGACGGAAGCUCGGCAACGCGGCCCAGCAUCAUUGUUAGUCUCGACACCGACGUCCAACUGUUCACAUGAUCCAAAUACCUUCCAAGGUCCUUAUAUAUACCUAGAAGCACCUAAUACGUCCAGCCCAAUGUCCACUUUUCGCCUACUCUCACUUGACCAACCACCGGCCACCACGAGACACUUGAAAUGACGACCGAGAACUAUCCCACUCCCCUCAACACUACCAUCAGCAACCCCCGGCUUAAGCUUCUCAACUCUCUCCGGGCCGGAUCCCCCUCUUUGGUGACUUUCCAACUCAUCCCCAGUGUCCGACAAGCCCAGAUUCUCGCUUCGACUGGUCUGGAUGGCAUUAUCAUCGACUGCGAGCAUGGGCACAUCAGCGAUGACCAGAUGCACAACUCGGUCUCUGCCAUCGCUGCCCUCGGCUGCAGCCCUAUCAUCCGCGUGCGAGGUCCUCAGCCAGAUCUUCUAAAGCGUGCUCUGGAUACCGGUGCCCACGCUCUGAUGGUACCCAUGAUCAGCACUGCCGAAGAGGCUGCCGAAGUUGUCAAGUUCUCCAAGUUCCCACCUCAAGGUCUUCGAGGACAAGGCUCACCCUUCCCCGGUAUUGCUCACGGCUUGACCCUGCCUGAGUAUAUGAAGUCUGCCAACGAAACCAUCUUGACGAUCGUGCAAAUCGAGACGAAGGAAGGUGUCAAGAAUGUAGAUGCUAUUGCUGCUGUCCCCGGCGUUGACUACGUCUUCAUCGGCCCUAAUGACCUGGCCAUGUCGCUUCUCGGCUACACGCCCGCAAAGGGCGACGAACCAGUCUUUGUCGAUGCGAUUGAAAAGGUUGUAGCGGCGGCCAGGAAGCAUGGAAAGUGGACCGGUCGACUGGUGAAUGACGGUCCACAGGCAGCCGAGGCGUUGAAGAAGUAUGACAACAUAUGUAUUGCUAACGAUGCUAAGGCUAUCGGUUUCUGGUUUGCAAACCAAAUCGAUGCCGUCAAGAACGCAAAGUAAUGAUCAGAAGCCAAUUGAAGGAUCCCUUCCUGUAAAUGUAGCAUGAGAAUAAGAAGCAUGAAUUUGUAACAUCGAGC